This is a messenger RNA of Fomitopsis serialis, 468 nucleotides long. RefSeq lists its product as uncharacterized. The coding region runs from base 1 to 468 and encodes 155 amino acids. The transcript has 3 exons. The record is from RefSeq and is a predicted model, not a curated record. NCBI's taxonomy places the organism in Eukaryota, Fungi, Basidiomycota, Agaricomycetes, Polyporales, Fomitopsidaceae.
AUGGCCAGCCCCGCCCCUCCGUCCUCGCCGGGCGUGAACGGCGUGGUCACUGCCGACGACCGCAACGAUACCGUCCUCUUCACUGACCUCUCCGUCGAAGAACGCCUAUCCCGUCUUGAGGCUCUCUCCGCUGAGCACGCCGCCACCCUCCGGGGCCUGUUCCACGCCCUUGAUACGGUAGACCGCCGUUCCCUCCGCCAAGUCACCGAGUUUCGUACAUCCUUCGCCGAAUUCCGUCGCCUCGCCGACGAGGCCAGCACACUUGAUGCUUUAUCCGUGGUCGUCCGCGAGCUCGACGACUUCCAGGUCGAUGCCUACGCCCGCCUGACUUCCCCGGAACGUGGCCCCGACGAUCCCUCCUUCGACUCCCUUGACGCUCUCCUCAACGGUCUUGUCGACCACCUUCGAUCCUCCUCCCCACUCCCCUCCGGGAUACUCACUCCCCUCCGUGCGCCUCGUCAAUUCUGA